This is a messenger RNA of Trichomycterus rosablanca, 392 nucleotides long. RefSeq lists its product as uncharacterized. The record is from RefSeq and is a predicted model, not a curated record. The transcript has a single exon. NCBI's taxonomy places the organism in Eukaryota, Metazoa, Chordata, Actinopteri, Siluriformes, Trichomycteridae. The coding region runs from base 1 to 336 and encodes 111 amino acids.
AUGCAGGAGGACAUUGCUACGUUUUUUAAUAAACUGUGGACAUUCGCAAGCCAAAAGCACGAACAGGGCGUUUACAACACCGGCUGUCUGGUUGUCCUUCUCAUACUUCCUCUGAUUGUUAUUCUCACCUUCCUGGCCGUCUGCUGUCACUGCUGUUGCUGUCAUACAGGAGGACGCCGGUGCUGCCGGCAUCGCGAUGGCGCCAUCAACAAAGGAGCGAGGUCUGAGAAGAAGAAGAGGAAGAAUGGCAGCCAGAAAGAGGAGGACUUGUGGAUUUCUAUGGAUUUCAAAGCAGACCCUAUGAGUCUGGACAAAAUGAGCCACACUGUAGUGUGAUAAUAUAUAAUACGCUUAUACACUGAUCAGCCAUAACAUUAAAACACUGUCCAUUU